This is a messenger RNA of Caenorhabditis elegans, 1695 nucleotides long. NCBI's taxonomy places the organism in Eukaryota, Metazoa, Nematoda, Chromadorea, Rhabditida, Rhabditidae. The record is from the annotation of a RefSeq genome assembly.
AUGAACGAGUCCUCGCGAGUUGCCACUGGGCGUCUGUUCCUAUUCGCACAAGAAAUUGUAGAUCCUCAGAGACCGGAAUUUCUGAGAGAUAUGAUUGAUCAUAUGGCUCAACAUGGAGCGAAUGCUAUUAUGCUUGUGUCCUUUCAAAAUUCUCUCAUAAAUAUUACAAUGUUGUCCCCAUUUGUCGAGCCAAGAGGUGGAUGGUUGCAGUGGAUUAAUAUCGAAGGCGUCCCAGACCCAGCAAUUAUUGGAGAAUUCAGAAGGCCUAGAGAAAUGGGUGCACUUCGAGCUACAGAAGUUCUACUUGACGUGUGUCGAAUUAUGGUGCCUGAACUCUUGGCACACAUGUCUGCUCACUUGGUGACACUUGGCGCCAACUUGGAAACACAUUUGCCAGUGUUCGACCUGGUAGUUAGGACACUUGCUGCCCUUGCAAAUGCUCUGCGCAUGCCGAAUAGAAGAUGGAGACGAGUCCAGGGUCAAGGUGGGGCUGGCGGAGGGGGCCCUGGUGCUCCACCAGGCCCCCCGCGCCCCCCAAGAUCACCAAGCCCUCUUCCAGGAUUUUCAAGGCCAUUUUCUCGCAUUUCUCAAGUUUUCUCGUCCGCGAGAAAACAUGAAUUUUGAAACAGCCAGCGAGCACGUGAAAAUUUGAAAAUUCCUUAUCCAAGAGACUUUUAGAAAUUAAUUUCCAGACGGAUGCUCUGAAUGCAACUUAUCUCGUCAAGCAUUUCGGCCCAAAAUUCGUUACUCCGAAGCUCAACGAACUCCCAUCAGAUGUGCUCAUUCACAUCUUCAAAUUCGUCGGCACCAAGGAGCACAACCCAAAACCGGCGGCUUUUCAGCAGAAUUUUCCGCCCUGCCACUCGGAGCACACUGAUGAGCACGCCGUUCGAAAUUUGAUGUCUUUUAGAAGAGUUUGCAAGAGUAUUGAUGAUGGUAUCAAUAAUAAUAUGGUUCCCGGAGCACCUUAUGAUCAAUGUCCCAUUUAAAUCAAGAUUCAGACAAAAUCGAUCUAUUUCGAGCGAAUUUUGGAUUUCAACUAUUCCGAAUCAAUCGAUAUUAUCAAUUAUAUCCAGGAUUUCUUGUGCUCAAUCGAUUCUCCGGCCAAUGUCUACUUCAAUUCUGAAGUUUUCGACCCAAAUGUCGUGCUUUUCGGUGUAAAUGGCCGUCAAAAUGAUAAUGUUAAUGGCUCUCAGCAGAUUCAAACAAAUCAAAUAAAACAAGCGGAACUUCGUCAGCGCCGCUUCAUCAAUGUUGUGAACAAUCUCGUGACGCCUGACGCUGAUAAUGUGAAGAAAAGCGACGUCAAAUUCAUCAAAAAACGCCGCAGAGCCAUGAAUUCUAUCAAAAAGCACGUGGAUAUUCGCACAAAAUCCCGUUCCAAAAGUGUCAGAAAAUCGACUCGUUGGCAUUUGAGAAAAGUAUUCGAUUUGAUUGGAAAAGAGCAGUGCCGUUCGAAAAAUGCAAUGAUUUAUCAUUUAAAAAAAAAUCGUUGAAAAAGAUAACCGGAGUCGCCGUGGAGCGUACACUGAUCAACGAGACGUCAAAACUAGAUGAAUGAGUUUUCGUCGAAUUCGCCUCCACAUCCGACUGUCAACGUGCUCAGGCUGCUCUGACCGGACGAAAAUUCGCGAAUCGCACCGUCGUCACCUCGUACUAUGAUGUCGACAAGUACCACAAUCGUCAAUUCUAAUU